UUGGUUCUGCUAUUGUUUCCAUCGGUCCCAGUGUGAAUAGCACAUCUAACUCAUCUGGGUCAAAAUCCACUGGUAACACUUGCAAUGAAAGACCGGAAGUUGUUAAAAUUUGCCCCACAACAGAUAAUUCCGCUACAAACGAAAACAUAAGUCCAAAGACUUCAGUACUAACAUAUCUCGAAAAUCAUUAUAAUACGAAUGUUGGUCGUUCUAGCCUUUUUGGUAACUCAGCCAUCAAAUGUCCGUCUGCAUCUCGAAGUCCUGCUAGUAAAUAUAGUUCAACAGGUAUAAAAGCAGCUUCUGACGGGAUUAGCACCUGUGUCAAUGUUGACAAUACACGUAAUCGCCGUUUAGGUCGGGUACGCGAGCCACUGGGGCCUGUGUUUUUGUUUUCGAAUAUCUUUGCAAAUUCAUCUUGUUUCCGUGACAUUGAUGUGAAUGAGUACAUUGCUAACCGCAUGAAAAUAUACCACGGGACGAUGAGUCCACAGAGAGAAAGAUUUGCAAACUCGGAAACUUCUACUUCGAAGUUACUUCUAUCCCUCUAUCGACAUCUACUGAAUACUCCCCAAGAUGACUUGGAUCUGUCUUCUGGUAUCUUGCCUGAAAACGAAAUAAACUAUGCUGUCGACCGAGUAGUGCAAAAAUUCAAUCAAGCUAAGGAAAUCGAGAGAUGGAAAAAUGAUUCAAAACUCGAUGAAGAUCCCAGGACCUCAACAAGCAUCAUCACGAAUUUUAUAGGAAACAAUAUCAAGUACGAAGACAUUGAGUUUCGCAGUAUCAUUGGUAAGGGAGCUUUUGGUGAGGUUUAUAUCGCCAAGUACUUAGGGUCCAUAAUCGCCGUCAAAAAACUGCACAUCCAACGCGUCUCUAAAAAAAUGCUAAGAAAAUUCAACGAAGAGGUCACAGUUUUGUCUGCAUUGAAUCACCCCGACAUAGUAAAGUUUAUUGGAGCUUGCGUAGUUUCGCCUAACUUGUGCAUCUGUAUGGAGUACUUAAAAAUGAGUCUCCAUGAAGCCUUGCAUAUGCAAGAAGUUGGUUUCUCCGAGUCCCAAAAGUUUUCGAUGAUUUGUCAUGUCGCUCUCGGCCUUGAGUACCUCCACUCGCAGGACGUUGCUCACUGUGACAUCAAAUCCCAAAAUGUCAUGAUUGACUUCGACGUAAUUUCUAUGGACGAUUCAUUGACUGCUAAGCUGACCGACUUUGGCCUUUCUAUGAUGAAGAAUAAUUCUGAGUCAAUAUCAUCUUCUAGUGAAUUUCGUGGCCAUAUCGGUACUCCUCGAUACAGCGCACCAGAAGUCUUACGAGGCGAAAUGCUCAACAUUCCUGCAUGGAUGGCGGCAGAUGUUUAUUCACUAUCUUUGGUUGUAUUUGAAAUCGUAUGUGGUGAGGAACCGUUCGAUACUUUGAGCGUCUAUCAACUGAGGAAGGAAGUUGGAGAAAAAUGUUUAACCCCACAAGUCAGCGAAGAUCUGCAUGUAGAAACUUGGCUGCAGCAACUUUUGUGUUCGUGCUGGAGUAGAGAUCCCUUGCAACGGCCAUCUGCAGCCGGCAUUAAUGCUUCAUUAGCUGGCAAAAGAAAUAUUUACUGUCAGAAUUAGGAACUUCUCGAAUUUCUCGUUGCUCUUGAGUUUCGUUUUUGGGUAGUAGGAGCUUUAUUAUAUACAAAAA
Molecule: messenger RNA, 1671 nt
Organism: Hyalella azteca
Lineage: Eukaryota; Metazoa; Arthropoda; Malacostraca; Amphipoda; Hyalellidae
Product: probable serine/threonine-protein kinase DDB_G0267514
Exons: 1
Coding region: 459-1601 (380 amino acids)
Biological process (GO): protein phosphorylation
Molecular function (GO): protein kinase activity; ATP binding
Source: RefSeq, a predicted model, not a curated record